Molecule: messenger RNA, 1529 nt
Organism: Spinacia oleracea (spinach)
Lineage: Eukaryota; Viridiplantae; Streptophyta; Magnoliopsida; Caryophyllales; Amaranthaceae
Product: caffeic acid 3-O-methyltransferase
Exons: 4
Coding region: 74-1183 (369 amino acids)
Molecular function (GO): O-methyltransferase activity; protein dimerization activity
Source: RefSeq, a predicted model, not a curated record
AACAUUUCAUCUCAUCCUAGGCAUUUCUAUACAAAUCUUACAUCUUUUUUCAUAUUUCUAUUUAGUUAACAAAAUGAGUUCAAUUAUUGGUAGCAAUGAAUCACAAAUCCAUCCAACUACUGAAGAAGAAGCCUCAUGUAUGGCAAUGUGCUUGGCUACAUGGUCAGUUCCCUCAAUGGUUUUCAAAACCGUGUUAGAGUUGAACGUCCUUGACAUCAUUUACUUCACCGGGCCCGAGGCCCAGCUCUCCGCGGAGGAGAUCGUGGCCAAAUUACCCGCCACGAACCCCCACGCCGCGGUGGUGUUGGACCGUAUGCUCCGCCUCUUGGCUAGCUUUACUAUCCUCACUUGUACUCAACAAGUUGGAGAUGAUGGUCAGCCUAAGAGGUUAUAUGGGCUUGGUCCGGUUUGCCAGUUUUUGGCUAAGAAUGAUGAUGAGGUUUCUUACGCUGCCUUUGCUAAUCUUAUGCAUGAUAAGGUUAUUAUGGACACUUGGAAACAUUUGAAAGAAGCAGUGCUAGUAGGUGGAAGUGCAUUUAGAAAUUCAAAUGGUACGAGCUUUUUUGACUAUCUUGGAACAGAUUCAAGAUUCUAUAAGGUUUUCUAUGAGGGGAUGGAUCAUCACUCUACCAUUGUUAUGAAGAAACUUCUAGAUACUUACCAAGGAUUUAAGGGUAUUUCGACAAUUAUUGAUGUUGGUGGUGCGACUGGUCUCACACUUAAGAUGAUUCUGGAUAAAUAUCCUUCAAUUAAGGCCAUCAAUUUUGAUCUGCCCCAUAUUAUUAAGGAUGCACCCUCUUAUCCAGGUGUGGAGCACGUUGGAGGGGACAUGUACGACAGUGUUCCUAAGGGUGAUGCUAUAUUUAUGAAGUGGACGUUUCAAUCAGGAACCGAUGAAAAAUGUGUAAAACUAUUGAAGAAUUGCCACGAAGCGUUACCGGAAGACGGAAAAGUAAUAAUCUGCGAGUACGUCGUACCGGAAUUGCCAAAAACAAGUUACCAAGCUCACACGGCCUUCAUUUGGGAUUCGAUUAUGUUGACAUUUACGGGAGGAAAAUCAAGAACCAAAAAAGAGUUUGAGGCCUUAGGCAAAGAGGCUGGAUUUGAAGAUUUUCAAUUGGUUUGCUUUGCUUGUGAUACUUGGGUCAUGGAAUACCUUAAGAAGAAAAAGAGUGACAAUUAAUCAUGUUCAUCCAUUGUUGUGAUCAUAAAAAUACUUCAUCUGUUUCGUUUUAUUUGCUCCAUUUGACCAAUUUUAGUGAGAGCUUUUUGGUCAGAGGGUGACAAUUAUAGGUUAAAAUGAGACGGAGGGAGUAUCAAAUAAGCUGAGGGUAGCUUACUAAUCUAGCUACUUUUAGCUAGAGGAAGAUAUAUAGCUAGUCUCAUAUAUAAAUGUGUGUAUGCCCUUAAUGUACUAUUAUGUGUGCUAGGGAGAUCCCUGGAGUCUCUCCCGCCGGAUUUUACUUAUGGAUAAUAGUUAUUCGCGCUCGUUAUAAAUGAAAUUAGUUUUCACCCUGUGCAACGCACAA